Molecule: messenger RNA, 617 nt
Organism: Ilyonectria robusta
Lineage: Eukaryota; Fungi; Ascomycota; Sordariomycetes; Hypocreales; Nectriaceae
Exons: 1
Coding region: 339-557 (72 amino acids)
Source: RefSeq, a predicted model, not a curated record
UCACCACCGCCACGGAGCCGAUCAGCCAACUCUCCCAUCACGGCUCCUCGCAUAUCCCAUCACACACACACACACACACACACAUACGCGCAGACACACGCGCACCGGGCUCACAACCACCCUUUGCGCGCCCCUCCCACCGCCGACCUCCGCCUCAUGGGUCUAUUGCUGCGGGCUUGUGGCCCGUAACCCUCCGGCGUCGUCCCGGCGUUCCCCUGGUGUCCCUUGAAGCCACAGGGCGCUACACUGCCCCGGACAGUACACAUUGCAUCGGGGGUUUGAGCAAGUUAGCGGAUAUCCACGAUUCCCUCCUAGCGUCACGGUGCAACAAUGCCCGAAUGCUGAGUUGGUCUGACCCAUCGCCUGGCUCUCUGGUGUUAGUGGCUGUGGCGACGGUGAUGGUGGUGAUGGUUGCUGCCUAUGCGUCUGGUGUCACUGUCGCCUUCAGCAGCAGCAAGCCGGGCGUUGCCGGGGCAGGUGACACGCCCAUCCUCAUUUUUUGCUGCAACGCUGGAAAUGCAGUAAAAUCUAGGUCCCAAGGGCCAUCGAUGCGUUGAGUAGCCAAUUCUUUGCCCUACCUUCCGGCCACAGCCUCCGCGAGUAAGUUGCACAAGGCG